Molecule: messenger RNA, 1675 nt
Organism: Paramecium pentaurelia
Lineage: Eukaryota; Ciliophora; Oligohymenophorea; Peniculida; Parameciidae
Source: the annotation of a GenBank genome assembly
AUGAAUAAUUAAAAGCUCAUCAACAAUACAUAUAUAACCAAAAAGAGAAUUUCUUCUGGUUCUUUUGGUGUUGUAUAUUUAGGACAAGAUAUCAAUACUCGAAAUUUUGUAGCAAUAAAAGUUGAUAAGGAAAAUAAAGAAGAGUCCAGUCUUCAAAGAGAAGUAAAAUAAAAAUAUAUUAUCAUAAUAGGCAGAAAUACUGAGAAGACUACAACAUUUAAAACAUAUUCCAAAACUAUAUUGGUCAGGAAGAGAAGGAGAUUCAACAUAUUUAGUGAUUCAAUAUUUAGGAAGAGAUUUAACACAUUACUUAAAAAAUUAUCGUAAAUUUUCUUUAAAAUGUGUUCUUAAUAUUGCAGAACAAAUGAUAAUUAUUUUAGAAAGUCUUCAUAAAUAGUAAAAAUAUUUGUUUUAAUUUCAGUAAUGUAAUACAUAGAGAUAUAAAACCAGAAAAUAUCUUGGUUGGUAAAGAGGAUGAAGAAAAUCAACUUUUUAUUGUAGACUUUGGGAUUAGUAAGUUUUAUAAAGAUGAAAACGAAUCACAUAUGUAAUAACAAUAUUCUAUUCUAUAAUCUUAGAUCUUUAAGAGAUAAACAACCAUUUAUAGGAACUACACGAUAUGCAAGUACCAAUGCUCAUAAGGGAUUAUCUUUGAGUAGAAGAGAUGACAUGGAAUCUUUAUGUUAUAUGUUGAUCUACUUAUUAAAAGGUAUUUAUUGAUGGAACAUAAUUUAAGGUUAACUUCCAUGGUAAAAUCUUCAGUUUACAUCAGAAGAGGAUAAAAUAAAUUAAGUUGGCUAAUUAAAAAUGAAAAUAGACACAAAUGAAUUAUGUUAAGGAUUACCUAUAGAAUUUGCUAGAUAUUUAGACUAUGUUAAAGGAUUACCAUUUAAAUCAGAACCAAACUAUAAAUAUUGUUUAUCAUUAUUCAGAAAGAUUUCAAAUGAACAUAAUUAUUUAUCAAAAGAACUUAUUUUUGAUUGGAUAAUCUCAUAAAAAACUGAUAGAGAAGGAUAAUCAUCAAGCAGUAAUCUCCUUAAUAGCAAACCUUCUUUGUAAAUUAUUAAUUUAAAAUUCUUAGGUUUAAGAAAUCCAAAGAAGAUCUUUCUUCUUGUAAUAAUCUUCUAGGUUCAUAAUUAAAUUAAUCAAUAGAGUAAGAUAUGAAUUCAUUACUAAAAAUGCCUGAUAAAAAGAGAUCUACUCUUACACCAGAAAUUAAUCGUAAAAAAAAUAGGUUAUAAUCUAUCAGUAGUAAUAAUGAUACUGUUUCAGAUAAUGAUUUUAAUAAUAGUAUUAUGAUUGGAAUACAACCUAGUAUUUUAAGUCGAUUAAGUAGAAUUUCUUUUAAUUCAAAUUCAAAAUUUUAGAAUAGUAAGUCUAAUAAUUCUGGUACUCCAAAUAUUCAUCAAUAUGAUCAUCUUAUCUCUAUUUCUCCAGAUUCUAAUUUGGAGAAUCUAUUAAAUGGAUAGAAAUUAAGAUCUAAUAUGAGUCAAUCCUUCAAUCAAAUACUAAAAGAAGAUGAUACAACUAUUGAAUUUUAGAAGAUGAAUGAAGGAGAUGAAGGAAUAGAGAAGAAAUAUAUAGAGCUUAAACUUCGUUUUGUUAGAGCGUAUGUAAAUUUUAUAUAUAAUGUAGUCGCUUUAAACCUGGACUAAACAAUAAUCUAAAAAAAUGA